Molecule: messenger RNA, 1791 nt
Organism: Passer montanus (Eurasian tree sparrow)
Lineage: Eukaryota; Metazoa; Chordata; Aves; Passeriformes; Passeridae
Gene: SPMIP4
Product: chromosome unknown C7orf31 homolog
Cellular component (GO): centrosome
Source: RefSeq, a predicted model, not a curated record
AUGAAACAUGAUAACCUGCUACUGCAUAACCUGCCCCAACACUGCCAAGCAAAUGAAGGACCUGAAGUUCCAUCAAGAACCUUCAAUUUGAAUGUAGCACUGACUCCAUUUCAAAUUCCUUGCUGUCCGACUGUCUCAAAAGACAGAUAUAAAGAGUUCAGGAAAUUCCUCCAUUGCUGCAAGCUUCCCUGAGGAGCAGAGAAGAAGCAUGGAGGACUUGCUCUAGGUGUACUGCCAGAAGACAACUGAGCAAGAGAGAAGGAUCCAAGUACAUUUGUUAAUAGAUGUACACCUCAUGGUAGUGGACAAGACCCUCAGCCGAUGCACCCAAAUCAGCGCAGAGUGCUCGAGCUGGCAAAAAAAAAAAAAAAAAAAAGUGAUGUGUGUAUGAAUGAUGAACUGCUUCCCAAACCACCAGACACUUUGCCUAGAUCAUUGUGCCUGUCAUUUUCCUCCUCUCACCCCUAUCCUACACACAUAUCUAGGUACACCAUGUUUCCAAACUUCAUUUCACUUGAGGGUUGAAACACUGGGAUCAAUUCAAGCAGUCAUCAACCUUUCCAUCCCCAAGCUCAAAUACAAGUACAUUUUAAGGAGCUCAAAUAUAACUUUUCUCCAAGAAUUACCAACACGCUACAAAACACUGAAAGGGCUCUGGAGAUCACAACACACAGUCAGGUCUUCACAGGGCAAAACAUUUCUGCUGGUCUGUCACAAGUGACACCUCCUGAAGGGUGCACUGCAUGCUGACUUCAAGGUGAACAUCCCCAUGAAUCAAUUCUGCAAAAACAUCCCACAAUAAACAACCUUCUGAAAAUCACUGACAUGUUGAAAAAAGAAGCACUGUAGAGGCAGCAGCUUUCAGGAAGGCCCAAACUUGAACCCCUUCCAAAAUCUGCAUGUUCACUUUCCUACAAAGACUUCAAGCCCAGAUAUUUGCAUCAUACAAUAUCGGAAAACCCAGUCAGCCUAAGUAAGCCAAGCUUACUACUGGAUGUCAAGCAUGAAGAAAGUGGAAUUUUGUUGCACAGACUUUGCCAUCAAGAAACACGUCUGUCUGUAGAAACAGAGGAUGGGCCAAGAGAGAUAACACUGCCUGAAUGGAUCCCCAGCUGUGAAGUUCCUCAGCUCCAGACAGUUCCUACGGAGCUGCAACAUUUCUUCUCUAUGACAGCACAAAAACAUUUAUAUGAUUCCGUAAAAGGAGAGGAAAAAAUCCUCACAGUUAAAGCAAACAGUUUGAAUGCUGGACAUUACUACACUGGGCUGUUCCAACAGCUCUUCCUCCUCCUUGCCAAGGAGAGUGAGAUGGCAGUCGUGUCUGGAAUUCACCGUUCCAAUUCUGCUCGGAAGGCCACAACAUGUGAAUACCGACAUGUCCUCUUUGAGCACUACCACGCUGCUGGGCUGGCGUUUGGGAUGCUCCCAUCCCUUCGUGUGGCAGUCCCUUCCACAACCCUCCCGUGUUUGCCGGAGCAGCGUGGCUUUGGCGUCCCACACGGAUGGAGGAUGCGGCCACACGCCCGCUCCCCUCCAGCCCUGGCCGCCAUCUGCGGGGGGAUUUCGCCUCACUUCGGCAACACUUCCACUCCUUGCACGCCCGCUCCCCUCCAGCCCGCAUGGGGCCAUGCUGGCCGGCGGCCCUGGCUGCCAUCUGCGGGGGGAUUUCGCCUCACUUCGGCAACACUUCCACUCCUUACUCCCUUGGCUACCCUGGAGAAGCUUUUAAAACUCAUGGACAAGCUGGUGAAGGGCAACCAGCGACUGGAGGAUACCGUGAUUCCGUCUUAA